This is a messenger RNA of Trichobilharzia regenti, 6039 nucleotides long. Lineage: Eukaryota; Metazoa; Platyhelminthes; Trematoda; Strigeidida; Schistosomatidae. The record is from the annotation of a GenBank genome assembly.
ACCCAUAUUGACCUUCAGUCCAAGAUUGCGACCUGCAUCACUUCAAUGCUAUUCUGUCUUUCAGAUAUCUUAUGAUGCAGGAUGAGAUGAACAGGUGCAUGUUCGCAAGUCCAGUUGAUCGCAGUGACGAUGACUCACCUCCUGUGUGCCUUGUUGAACUCGUUAAUUCUAAAACAAAAACUUCUGAUACUCAUGCUCUUAUGGAACCGCAUGAUGAUCAGUCUAUAAAAAGCCCUCAUGAGGUUCUGAAUGACUCUGGUACACCUAAAAAAGUCUGCCAGGAUGAAACUGUUUCUUUGUUAUCUGGAGUUCCUAUUCUAAAGUCUGAAGCACCAGUAUCGAUUGUGAAUACUGAAGAAAACAAAAAUAAUGGUUUGCCAGACUCCACUUCAGUUGAAAAUAAUCCAGCAGAAUCGAUUCAUCCUGAUACUCAUUCAUCAGAAGUAAAAGAACCAAACGCGACUCUUUCUUGUGAGAAUACUGUUCAGUGUGGCGGUGGAUUUCCAGUGAGUGAGAAAUAUUUACAUUCCAACACGAAAAAGUCUCCGUUUUAUCAGAAGGUGGAGGAUGAUGACGACCUAGAUUUUGAAGAUCGACCGUUAACCGUAGUCACACAAGAAGCUGAUGAUGUGUUACCUGCUGAAUCUGUAAAUAGUGUGACUCUCAGCACAAAUAAUGUCGCGCGGAUUAUCCCGAACAACGUGACCGAAAAUACACAGACUUCAAUUACCGGUACAACAGAAAAUCAAGCAUCAGUUACUAUAACCAGUACCACAUCAUUACCUAACAUAACACCUCCCUCCACCUCUUCCCCUUCAACGUCGUGUCUGUCUACAAAUCCACCCCCAAACGUUCACUUGGUAAUUACUUCUAGCAAGAAUUACUCUUCAGAUGGACAUAACACAUGUGCCCCAGUUGCCUUAGCGACUGUAGCUCCUAUAAGAAUGUCAUCUGUAGGACCUGAAUAUAGCGUCUCAUAUGAGUCAUUGAGACCAAUUAAACCUGCCCUACAAGACGUGAUGACAAGCGCAGUCAUAUCUAUACGUCCAACUCCUCAAACUCUUGCACCAGCAUUUUCGUCUUCUGUUGUUACCAAACAUGAAGUUACUGCUCCAUCAUCGGUAUCGUACAAUUCGAAACCUUCUUCUAGUCAUAUUAAUACAAACGAACCAGCUAGUAUUACAAAAUCUGUCUCUGUUUGUUCAACUUCUAUACCGAUUUCUGUUGUUCCUGUUAAUGUUUCAUUGCCGGCGAAUACACUUCAUAUGUCAAGCAUAUUCAGCGUGAGAACUCGACCAGCAGUUGCUCAAUCUGUCCUACCACUAAUAUCUGUUGGUCCUCAACCAAAUCCAGCACUCACACCACAAACUUCACUUCCAUCUUUACCAUCUCAACCUGCUGUACAUUUUAUGCCUUUCAUCGGAAAUAUGUCUGGAACAAUACCAGUUUCAGCAAACAAUACUGGCUUAAGAAAUAUUGUAAAUCCUAGUCCUGCAAUACCGAUGGCUGGUCCACCGUCUGCACCAUGUCCUCCACUUCAAAUUUUCAACAUGACACCUAUGCCACAGUUUGUAGGUGCACCUAGCUUCGUAUUGCAUCCAACCGGCCCACUUCCUGGCCCAAACAAUUUUCAAUUUCCUCCAGGUCCCACACAUCUGUUACCUCCUGGAUUAUCUGGAGGUACUGGAGUUGGCGGUAAUGGUGGUACAACAUAUAACUUUCUUCAACCACCACAAAAUUAUGCUCCAGCAAUUUUCCCACAAAAUCCAAAUAUUUCUGAUUUACUUAUUGAUUCACAGAAUUCAAUGGCUCUAGGACAUUCUAUUCUAGCACCGCCUGCAUCGAUUGCUGUUAUUGGUGCUAUAAACAGUGCUAAUUCAUCGUCACUCACAUCUCUUUAUCCAAAUGUUUUUCAUCCACAAAAUCAGAAUUUUUUCUCAACAUCAUGUGCACAUUCUGGUCCGGUGUCUUAUCCAUAUUCAACUGCACUAGCCAAUACUACAAAUUUAGUCAAUGCAACUACACCACAGAUGACUACUUCUUUAGUAUCUGGUGGAGUCAGUAAUUUAUCAAAUGAGACAACACAUUUCAUGUUUCAGUCUGAUCUGUCAUCUGGUAAUCCGUUUGUCUCAAAUAAUUUCAAUCCAAACACAGGACAGUUGUAUCAGUCUUGUCAGUUUCCUACAUUUCAUAAUCCAUUUCAAGCUAAUGAUAAUUGUUCAAUUAAUAAUUUUGUCUCAUCCGCCUUACCAACUGAUUUAACUUCAACCUGUGAUAGUAAAUCAUCUUUAAGUGGAACAUGCAUGCCAACUUAUUGGCCGCUGGUCAAUACCUCUGGUACUGGCGGUGAUAUGACGACGACAACGACGACGACAGCAACAACAACAACAGCAACGCCGUCAGCAAAUGUUCAGGUUUCACACUCAGAUAAUCCAACAAACUUUAUAUCAUCAAUGAAUGAUUUUGGAAUGAAAAGUCGAGCACAAGAUACAAAUGCUGAUAAUAAGAGUAAUAAUAAUCAUAAUAAUAAUGGAUUAAAUAAUCUUGAAAAUAUCACAACGUCCAGUACAGUCAAUACAAACCUAUUGUGUUCAUCAUUUAAUGGAAUUUCAGUGUCAAAUGUUAUGGCAUCAAAUAAUCUUCGUUUAAAAAGUGAUGGUGCUACAACGAAUUCUUUUGCUUACGUUAAUAAUAAUAACAACAAUAAUAAUAGUAAUGAUAAUAGUAUAAAGAAUGACAGUGGAAAUAUUAACACUAGUAAUAUUGGUAUUAAUGGUUCUUCUUUAAUGCCAUCGAAUUCAACAGCAAUUGUUUUACCAGCUAUUCGUCGUCGACGUCGUUUAUUUGCUCAGAGUGGUAUAAAACCAAUUACAAAUGUUAUUCAAACUCCUAUGCUAAAUCAUGCCAAUCUAAUGAUGAAUGAGGAUAAUUCUGUUCUCAUGAAUAAUACAAAUGUUAACAAUAUGUGCAAUGUUGUAACUACAGAAUCAAACAUUAUACAUAAUACAUUCACUCAUAGUGAUAAUAGUAACAGAAGUGUUAAUGACACUAUGAAUACUGAAAAUAUGAACAAUAAUACACAAAUAGGGCAAGAAAAUCAGGUAGGUGGCAGAGAAGAAUUGAAACAGCCUAAUACACUGCAAUGUGCUUAUCCACAGUUAUCUACUGUUAGCAGUUCUGAUGUUACUUUUAACAAUAAACCUUUAAAACAAUUUGUUGAAGAUACACGACUAUUCAAAAGUUUGCCUACUGAAACAAGAGGACAUGAUCACAAGUUGUUGGGGGAUUCAUUUACUGAAAUGCAAGAAAAUGAUUCAAUGGAGUUGGAUAUCACGAUGAAAACUUCUUAUGCAUCCUCCCCAUCAUCAACCCUGUCGUCAUCCUCAUCAUGUGCAUCUUUUGUAAACACUUGCAGAACAACACAAAUAAUAACGGCAACAGAUAACUGUGUAUCAAAAGCUAACAGUAACAGUGGAAAUACUUGCGUGCUGCCGAAGUUAACAUCACCUCAAAUCCCAGAUUCCCAGAGUUCUUUAAAUGCUGCUAACUAUCAAGGUAAUAACGAUAGCAGUUUACCAUGUUCAACUUCACUACCUUAUUCCUCUGACAAUAAAUUAUCAUGUAAAAACGAUGAUUUUAUACUCAAUGAAAAUACGAAAUUGUUAGCAGCAGAAAAACAGUAUGAUAAUGUUGAUGAUGGGGAUGACGAUGAAAAAAGCGAAAAAUGUCAAACAAUUAUUCCUGGUCAACAUGAUUAUCAGAAAGCAGUAGUAGAUUCAAAAUCUGAUGAAUCAUUUUUCAAUGUACACCAAACAUCAGUUCAAUUGUCAAGUACAACUAUUACUACCAAUACAGCGAUAACAACAACAACACCAUCAACGACUAAUACUACUACUACUACUACUACUUCGACUGUUAGUAGUAGUACUUCAUGUCCUAAAUUAAAGUCAACAACACCUUUCCAAUUUCCACCUCCACCUGUAUUAAUUGGUUUAGAUGACAGGCGUAUAUUAACUCAUUAUAUUGAUGGUCAUGUUAUCUAUGAAAGUGAUAAACCAUUCCCUGUAAAAAAUGGUAUGGCAGUAGUUGAAGAAGCUCUUUUGAAACGGUAUUCAGGUGACACAACAACACCGCCUAAAACCAUCAUGGUAAACGGCUAUGGUGAUGAAAAUGACGAGAAUAUGACAAGUAUCAAAUCCAUUUCACAGUGUUCUCCUGUGUUAUCAAACAAUAAUAAUAAUAAUCUAGUUAAAGCAAAAGAUGCAUUUAAAUCUGACACAUUGAUCACGUCUCCUACUUCUAAAACUAUUGGUGACUGGAUAAACUCACUAAAAGUAUCAGGUGCAUCCACUGUUGGCAAUAAAAUUGUGAAUUUAGAAGGACAAAGUAAUAACUCCACGAUACUGUCAAAUUAUGAAACGCAACGUCAACUGUCAUCUGAGUUAUCAAGUGAUGUUCAUGAUGAAAAUGAUUCAUCCGCUAAUAUUUAUCGGUCAUCAAAAGGAAUUUUAGCAUCUUGUCCUCAUUCAACAAUACUGUCCUUAGCUAGUCGACAUUCAGCUAGUGUUGUCUACUCCCAGCUACCUGUUGUUUCAAUUCCUGAUCGUCAAUCUUCAAAUCUACGAGGAAAUGAUCAAAGUGUUGACUGUAAAACAAAUCAUUUGACAGGAAAUCCUUCAGAUCACUCUUCAGUUAUUGGUCAACAGCACCAAUGUCAUGAAACUUUAAUGCAACCGUUGAGUAAACCAUUGAAUGAAAUCCAAUCCAGUAGUACUGGGACUACAGCGGGCUCAACAGGCAAUGUGUUCAAUCAGUCCGUAUCACCAUCACAACAGCAACAACAACGCUCUCAGACAACAACAAUGUUCAAUAUCUCACAACAACCAACAUCUAGUCUGUUGACGCCUACUCCACCGCCUAAAGGUCCAGUAUAUAAAUGGACACCAGAUGAUGUUGUUGCCUUUGUCCGUGGUACUCCCGGAUGCAGUGCAUAUGCAUCAGCAUUUUUAAACAAUGAAAUUGACGGUGAAGCAUUAUUAUUACUAGCCGAGGAUCAGUUUAUUCAACCACCAAUCGGUAUGAAAAUUGGACCAGCAUUGAAGCUGGUUGCAAGACUAGAAUCAUUAAGACAUUGUUGUUGAUAUAUAAUAAUGAUGUUUCUGAUGACAAUGGCAGUCAUUACUUAUUACAUUAUCAGUAGUAUAUAUAUACAAAUACAGAUUAACUUAUCAAAUGCAUAUUGUUUAUUGUUUUUACUCGUCAGAGAAUGUUUACUUGUAAUCAUAAAGAUCUCAACUUUUUCGUUUAUCUUGUUUUCCGGUGAUACCGAUUACUUUGUGUUCAUUGAUAUUACUGUGACGACUAUUGUUUUAUUAUAUUACUUUUAUCACUUUUAUUAUUACUGUUAUUAUUAUUGCUUUUAUAAUUAUUAUUAUUAUUAUUACCAUGAUUAAUUUCAUAUGCAAUCUUUUAUUUCUCCAUGUUUAAUUUAUGCGUUACGUUUUUAUGCAUGAGAUCUCAAAAUACUGAGCAUUUAAUCCAUUUCAAACAAGCCAACAAUCAAUCAGUUAUCAGAAUGUUGUAAAUAAAUAAGAAAUAUGGUUACUUUUAUGGUUGGUGUUCUGUGUAUUUCUGUGUGUGUGUGUGUUGGUGUGUCUGUGUUUACACAUGAUUACAUCAUUUACAGUAACAACAGCAUAAUAAUAAUAGUAGCACUAGUGAUAGUAGCAGUAGUGAUAGUUAAUAGUAGUAACUUUCAAGACGACAACAUUUUUAGUCAGUAGUAUGAAUGGAGAGGAAUACUCAUAAAUAUCACCUCUGCUAAACUCUUUGUAUGCUGAAUAUCAUUUUCAGUCUGGUUGAUUUCUUGUUUAACUUACUACUACUGCUAUGACGUACAAAUAUUCAUAUUAACAUCAUUACUGUUUAUUAUUAUUGUUACUAAUUCAUUGUUGUUAUUGACGCAUUGAGUUAUUUACCUUAUCGAAAUUUGUUCUGUUUUUUUUAAUGAAAAUGUAUUAAUAAAUUAUUGGAGAUUGA